Messenger RNA from Prosopis cineraria, 1727 nucleotides. RefSeq names its product probable GTP-binding protein OBGM, mitochondrial. Bases 243 to 1706 code for a protein of 487 amino acids. Gene Ontology annotation, cellular component: mitochondrion. The record is from RefSeq and is a predicted model, not a curated record. Gene Ontology annotation, molecular function: GTPase activity; GTP binding; magnesium ion binding. NCBI's taxonomy places the organism in Eukaryota, Viridiplantae, Streptophyta, Magnoliopsida, Fabales, Fabaceae. The transcript is spliced from 5 exons.
UUUGAAAAACCCGACAAAAUACAAUCUCGUGAUUACAAGCAUCUCACAUUCCGUUGGACGCCGUCCACCGUUGUCGGUCCUGCGUGUUGUUCUCAGGCAAGCAGUGAAAAACGUUCGAACCCUAGGGUUCUUUCUACUCCCAAAAUCUGGUGAGAUUGAUUUGUUCAAUCUGGCUUGGAAUCUAGAUUUGAAUUUGUUCCCCGCGUCCUCUGUUCCCUGCGUGGUUGUUCCAUCUGGCACAGAUGUUGGUGUUCCGGCCAAGGUCCCUUAAAUAUAUAGAAUCUUUCACAAAAAUUUCUACAUCCAGAUGGCCUUUUACACUUCAUUUUUAUUGCUCGGAUUCACCUUCCAAGAAAUCCAAACUCGCUCCUCUGCAGGAGAGAAGAAUGAUAGAUAGGUUCAAGAUAUUUGCCAAAGGGGGUGAUGGUGGUAAUGGCUGCUCUAGCUUUCGGCGUAGCCGUCAUGAUCGCAAAGGGAGACCUGAUGGAGGAGGUGGUGGAAGAGGAGGUGAUGUGAUUUUGGAAUGCUCCCCCAAAGUUUGGGACUUCAGUGGCUUGCAACACCACCUGAUAGCAGAGAGAGGUGGACAAGGAGCAUCAAAGAAUAUGAUAGGAACUAGAGGGGCUGAUAAAGUUGUCCAUGUACCAGUUGGCACUGUGCUUCAUCUCGUCAAAGGUGAUAUUCCUUCCACAGUGAAAAUUCAAUCUUCAACAGAUGCUGAUCCUUGGGAUAUUCCUGGUGCACUUGUUGAUGAUCUUUCUGACCUUGGUGAUGGUUUGACCCUUAAUGCCACAAGUGGCAAAGAGGAAAUCAAAGCAGAUCAGCCUACUGGCAGCUCUUCAUCAACUGAUGCAUCAUGCAGAACUUCCAAAUUGGCAACAGUAACUGAAGGAGAACAACAGAUUCUAUGCAAUGUGGCUGAAUUAACAGAAGAAGGUCAACAAAUUAUUAUUGCUCGUGGAGGAGAGGGUGGUCUGGGUAACAUUUCUGCUUCCAAAGAUUCCAGGAAGUCCCUGAUAGUUAAGGCAGCCGGUAAAGACAAAGCAUCAAAUCUCCAGAAUUCUGAUGAUGAUAGCUCAUCCAUUAGUGCUGGUUUGCCUGGUUCUGAGACAGUUCUUAUAUUAGAACUCAAGAGCAUUGCUGAUGUGAGCUUUGUGGGAAUGCCUAAUGCUGGUAAAAGCACUCUACUUGGAGCCAUAUCAAGGGCUAAGCCUACUGUUGGUCAUUAUGCCUUCACAACCCUUAGGCCCAACUUAGGGAAUCUAAACUAUGAUGACUUAUCAAUUACAGUGGCUGACAUACCAGGACUCAUCAAGGGUGCUCACCAAAACCGCGGUCUUGGACAUGCAUUUCUGCGACAUAUAGAACGCACUAAGGUUCUGGCUUAUGUAGUAGACUUGGCUGCUGCUUUAGAUGCACGAAAAGGAAUUCCACCAUGGGUACAGUUGAAAGAUUUGAUUUUAGAGCUCGAGUACCAUCAGGAGGGCUUAUCCAACAGGCCAUCGUUGGUGGUGGCAAACAAGAUUGAUGAGGAAGGGGCAGAGGAAGUGUAUGAAGAGUUGCAGAGGAGAGUGAAAGAUGUUCCCAUAUUUCCUGUGUGCGCUGUUUUGGAGGAAGGAAUACCAGAGCUCAAAGACGGUCUUAGGAUGCUUGUUAAUGGUGAAAAGUCAUGCAGGCUUUGCUUAGAUAAAAUUUUGCUCCAUUAGAUGGUUAUAAUUUAUAAACAA